Lactuca saligna is the source of this 378-nucleotide messenger RNA. The record is from the annotation of a GenBank genome assembly. NCBI's taxonomy places the organism in Eukaryota, Viridiplantae, Streptophyta, Magnoliopsida, Asterales, Asteraceae.
AUGAAAAUCUAUAUCGCAGAUGUUACUGGCAUGGUUUUGGAUAUAAUUGAGACUCGUGACUCAAUGAUCACGAUUACGGUAAAGAAGCAUCUUGCUGAGAAACUAGGGCCCAUCUUCGCCAUGCUACAUCGACUGGAAGGUGUUCCGAAAUCUAGCUCCAUUCCGAACAAGGGGGAGAAGGUGUGUCACAAUCCAAGAAGGAAGACCCCAAAUCUUCAGUCAAGCACACUAUCAAAAGAAAAUUUGAGCCUAAAGGAAAAGAAAAACUUUUCAGUGAAGAACCCAUUGCUGACAACAGCGAAGACGAAGAGCUUGAUGAAAACGAGCUCAAAAGAAGAAAGUCACGAGAGGCUGAAAUGGAUGAACAUCAAAGAAUAA